AUGCAAGCUCUUCCUUUGGUGCGUAGCUUCCUGUUGUACAAGUGGAACUCUCCACACAUACCUUCUUCGCUGCAAGUCUUAGUUUUCCUUGAGACCCCACCAUCUGAUGUCGACACGCCCAAGGUCCAGGCGCAACGCGAACUUACAGUUGCUCGCGCGGUCUCAACCACCAAGUGCGAGGAGGUUCUGAGCCUCUCCAGCGUGGCCGAUGGCCCUGAGGAGAACGUGAUUGAUCAUGAGAAAGCGGAUGGUUUGGUUCAAGAUGCUGUGCCCGAUGUUGAGAACAAGACAGAGCAGCCAUCUCAGGACGAUGUCACGCCAGUAAUGGCAGAGGGAAAGAGUGUUGAGGAACCCAAAUCGGUGACCAAAGAAGAGGCUGUCGCAACCCAGGUUGAGCAGGGAGGCAAUAAUGCAUGCAAGGUGUGCAAGUCUAAGAAGAGAGUCGUUCUCAUAGACUACCAGACCUUACCGGGUGGCUUGUCUGUCCCGGGAGUCUACUUAUGCCGCGACUGCAUUAAUGAGCAGCCGACGUCCACAGAUUGGAUGGUGUGA
Molecule: messenger RNA, 552 nt
Organism: Guillardia theta CCMP2712
Lineage: Eukaryota; Cryptophyceae; Pyrenomonadales; Geminigeraceae
Exons: 3
Coding region: 1-552 (183 amino acids)
Source: RefSeq, a predicted model, not a curated record